This is a messenger RNA of Racocetra persica, 136 nucleotides long. The record is from the annotation of a GenBank genome assembly. Lineage: Eukaryota; Fungi; Glomeromycota; Glomeromycetes; Diversisporales; Gigasporaceae.
UUCUUCCGAUUCUGGAACACUACGAGGGGUCGAGGCUGUCAUAUCGCUAAGAGAGACGGAACUGGAAGAGUUUGAUGGUAGUUGUACGAAGGUUCCAACUUCUCGUUCCAAAAAAGAUGCCAUAUCAAGGCACAAG